This is a messenger RNA of Astrephomene gubernaculifera, 2166 nucleotides long. The record is from the annotation of a GenBank genome assembly. Lineage: Eukaryota; Viridiplantae; Chlorophyta; Chlorophyceae; Chlamydomonadales; Astrephomenaceae.
GAUCACUCUCACUUACCUAGUGCAAUAGUUAUAGUGCAAAGUACCUUCCGUAAGCACCCUUCAUAACAUUUCCACCUUCACAGUAUAGCACUCACUUCCUGGCAGAGUCCACUUUAAUCAUCCAUAAACGUCUUUGGUAGCAUUUUCCUAACUCCGAGAUAACAGCAGAAGGGCCUUCCUUCGGCGGCCAUGGCGAACACUCAGGAGGGUGCAACCAACACCAGCGAUGCAGGCAUCGAGGAAGGCGACAUCGUUAACGAUGAUGGCGAGGACAUGGACUAUGCUGAAGAUGAGGAGGGGGAGGCCGACGAGGAGUCAAUGGCUUCUUCAGAGGAUGAGGAGUACAACCUGAGGAACUUUAACAUCUCACAGGCUCUACCAGUACCGGAGGGCUCACCGGACUUUGAUGCUGGCCCCCCCCAGACCGCGGAGGAGUACCUCCGCUGGGUGCGCUACGAGGCCUCCCGCUGCCCCCGCGUCACUCGCAAGGAGAUCGACCCGGCGCUGCUGGCCAGGAAGGAACAGCAGCAGCAGGGAAUGCAGGGUGGGGCGGACGCGUCCGCAGCAGCGACAGCAGGAGCGGGCGAGUCUGCCAGCUACCCAGCGAGCUCCGGUGCAGGCGGGGUGCAGCAGUCGGGAGGGGGCGGGGGCGGGCCCCCUGCAGGUGGGGCCGCCAGGUCCAGCCGGCGGCCCUGGCAGUUCCAGGGUGCGGGGUGCGGGGGGGGAGGGGGCGGCGGGGCGCUGCCUCCCCCGGUGGCGAGUGAGUGCGAGGAGUGGGCGCGACCCAGCACCCGGUGGCUGCGGGAGUUCUGGCAGGACUUUUCGCAGUUGCGGCAGACGUUGGGGGCGCUGCAGCGGCAGCAUGUGCAGGACCUCUCCCGCACGCCGCUGCCGCCACUGGAGCAGCUGGCCGCGUGGGACCGCAUCUGCUUCGAGCAGUGGCAGCCGCUGGAGGGGCGGCAGGAGGAGGAGGAGGGGCAGCAGCAGCAGCAGGAGGAGGAGGAGGGGCGGGUGCAGCAGCAGCAGGAGCAGGGUGUCGGACGUGUCCAGGAAGGGCUAGAUGCAGAGCAGGAGGCACCGCGGGGGGCAGAUGUGCGCGCUGAGGAGGAAGAAGUGGCGCCACCACCACCUCCGCCUCCACCACCUCCGCCUCCACCGCCACCGCCGCUACCCCACCACUCUGAAGCAGCAGCAGCAGCCCCCUCAUCCGCCCCAGAAUCCCCCCACCCGCAGCUCAAGCCCGCAGCGCCCUCCUCCCAGCGACACCACCCCUACCCUCACCCUCACCAGCAACAACAGCAGCGGACAGGGGCCAGCAGAGGAGGGAGAGCGCGAGGGGGGCAGGCUGGAGGCGGGGAUGCGGCGAGGGAGGCGGAGGGGGAGACGGACCGGCUGUGCGGCCCGGUGGUGCGCACGGUGCUGGCGCUGGACCAGGUGUCCAUCUGCACGCUGCUCCAACGUCACGUGGAACAGCUGGCUGGCCAGCCUGGCCUGUCGUACAUCCGGUCGCAGUGGCUCUUCGCGUUGACUGCCGUACUGGAGCGGCCCGUUCCGCCUGACGUGGCGGCAGCCAUGAGAGAACUGGUCCGCCGCUGCUCGCUCUGGCGCUCCCAGCUGGUCGCCCCCUCCGACCCCGCCCUGCCCCGCCUCAACCUGCUGCUGGCGGUGGCGGGCGGGUACUUCGGGCAGGACGAGCUGCUCUCCGCGGCGGCGGCAGCAGCGGGGCUGGGGGAGCUGGUGUGAGGGAGGAUGCAUGGGGGGGGUGCUGCGGGAUAGCAUGUAGGGUGGUGGGGUGUGGUGGCGGCAGCGGUGAGAGGAGAGUGGCAGGUGUUUCGAUGCAAUGAUACGUGUGUUUGUUUGGUUUUGCAGCUGUGUUUGCGUUGGGUGGACUGCGUGCGAGGGUUGAGCGUGUUGCCGUAUAGUGUACGGUAUUGAAGAUAACACGGGAGAAGCAUUAAGGAAGGAAACAGAUGCAAGGGAAUAGAAGAAGCACAUGCAUGUGUUUGUACAGCAUGCGUACAGCCGAAAGCGUUUGUCAGCUUGUUGGUGUUUUCGGUGCUUAUCUUUCAAGCUUGCAUACGACGCAACAGAGGCAGAUGCUGGGUUGGGCAUUGGUACCGUGUUUGAAGUUGUUGAAGGCCGGGAAGAGUACGGACACGCUGCUUC